CGGGAUCACAGAGAAAGAAAUGAAGAAUGACAGUGGAGAGCAAUUCGUGAUGUUACAUCAACAGCUAGUGCUUGUCUUUGGAAUAUCACUAACUAGUAAUAUAUGUGCAUUUAGAAGCUGUUAUUCAGAAGCCCAAGUCUCCCUAUAUUAUUUCUGCAACCUUACAGAUAUUCCACUUGUGCCAAAGGAUACAGUGAAGCUUUUGCUAACUUUCAACUAUAUCACACAAGUGACUGCAACUUCAUUUCCACUGCUGGAGCACUUGUUGCUCUUGGAAAUCGGAAUGCAGUAUGUCUAUCCUGUGACCAUAGGAAAAGGAGCUUUCAGGAACCUGCCAAACCUUCGUGUCUUAGACUUGGGACACAAUAGGAUUCUUCAACUGGAUCUUGAUGCUUUUGUGGGCUUGCCAAGUCUGACUGUACUCCGUCUGUUUCAGAACUACCUUGGAGAUUCCAUCCUAGAGGAAAGUUACUUUCAAGAUCUGAGCUCGUUAGAAGAUUUGAACCUUUCAGGGAACCAAAUCACAAAACUUCAGCCUCAUCCCUUAUUUUAUAAUCUAACAUUCUUGAAAACCGUGGACCUGAAAUUCAACAAGAUAUCCAACCUGUGUGAAAGCAAUCUUACCAGCUUCCGAGGAAAACACUUUUUAUUUUUUAGCCUCAGUUCUAAUAAUUUGUACAAGACAGAUGAAAUGGCCUGGGCCAAAUGCCCAAAUCCUUUCAGAAAUAUUACGUUUAACUCACUAGACCUUAGUGACAAUGGCUGGAGCACAGAGAAUGUCCAAUAUUUCUCUACAGCCAUCAAAGGGACUCAAAUCGGUUCUUUGAUAUUUAGGUCUCAUACAAUGGGUUCAGGAUUUGGCUUUAAUAAUUUAAAAAAUCCAGAUAAUGAUACGUUUGCAGGACUGGCAAGAAGUGAUCUUCGUUUGCUUGAUAUUUCAAAUGGUUACAUUUUCUCUCUCAAUUCUUUAAUCUUUCAAAGCCUUGGCAAUCUGGAAUUGCUGAAUCUUUUCAAAAACAAGAUAAAUCAAAUCCAAAGGCAGGCAUUUUUUGGCUUAGGAAACCUAAAAACUCUCAAUCUCUCAAGUAAUCUUUUAGGUGAGUUGUACGAUUAUACUUUUGAGGGCCUAAAUAGUGUGAUGUAUAUUGAUUUACAGCAAAAUCAUAUCGGGAUGAUUGGUGAAAAAUCAUUCAGUAAUUUAGUAAGUCUGAAAAUAAUUGAUCUCCGAGACAACGCCAUUAAAAAAUUGCCUACCUUUCCACAUCUGACCUCUGCCUUUUUAGGUGACAAUAAGCUGAUGUCUGUAGCUGACACAAAAAUAGCGGCAACACACCUUGAAUUCGAAAGAAAUUGGUUGGCAAACCUGGGUGACCUGUAUAGUCUUUUCCAAGUUCCAGAUGUGCAGUAUAUCUUCUUAAAACAGAAUCGCUUCUCUUACUGUGUGAAAAGUGAUAAUGUUAUAGAAAACAGUCAGCUAAUCUAUGUGGAUUUAGGUGAAAAUAUGCUACAGCUUGUAUGGGAGAGAGAUUUAUGUUUGGAUGUGUUCGGGGCACUGUCCAAACUUCAGGUUCUACAUCUAAAUAACAACUACCUUAGUGCUCUUCCACAGGAGAUUUUCAGAGGUCUAACAUCUCUGAAAAGACUUAAUUUAGCUUCCAAUCUAUUGUCUCAUCUUUCUCCUGGGAUUUUUCCACAAAGCCUAACAAACCUAAACUUAUCUGGAAACCAGCUUUUUUCCCCUGAGCCCGGAGUCUUUAUGACUUUGAGUAUUUUGGAUAUAUCACAUAAUAAGUAUGUCUGUGAUUGUACUUUAAAGAGCCUACUAGUGUGGCUAAAUGAAACCAAUGUAACCCUGGCUGGCUCACAAUCUGACAGGUACUGUGUGUACCCACCUGCAUUUGCAGGGGUGUUACUGUCGUCUCUGACAUAUGAUGGUUGCAACGAAGAUGAACUCCAGCAGACACUCAGGUUCUCAGUAUUCCUCUUCACCUCCAUCACUCUUCUGAUGUUUCUUAUGGCAGUCAUCAUUUUUACUCGCUGUCGGGGGAUUUGUUUUGUCUGGUAUAAAACUAUCACCAAAAAAAUGAUAGGCAGCCAUCCACAAGUAGCAGAUAAAAGUGAAUACAGAUAUGAUGCAUAUUUGUGCUACAGCAAAAAUGACUUUGAAUGGGUCCAGAAUUCUUUGCUAAAGCACCUGGAUUCCCAGUAUUUUGAUAAAAACAGAUUUACCUUGUGCUUUGAGGAAAGAGAUUUCUUGCCUGGGGAAGAACAUAUCGAUAAUAUUCGUGAUGCCAUUUGCAACAGCAGGAAAACAAUUUGCAUUGUGACCAGGCAGUUUCUCAAAGAUGGGUGGUGUGUGGAAGCCUUUAAUUUUGCCCAGAGCAGGUACUUUUGUGAUCUGAAAGAUGUCCUCAUUAUGGUAGUGGUUGGGUCACUUUCUCAAUAUCAACUGAUGAAACACAAACCAAUUAGAAUCUUUUUACAAAGGAGUCAGUAUUUGCGGUGGCCUGAAGAUUAUCAAGAUGUAGACUGGUUUUUAAAUAACCUUUCUUACCAAAUUCUGAAGGAAAAAAAAGUACUAAGGAAAGCCAGUGGUAUAGAGCUGCGGACUGUAGCAACAGUCUCACAUUGAUGGGGUAUGGGUUGCUGGCUUUCUAAAUACCCCAUUUUGAGCUGUGCUAUGGCAGGAAUAAACAAGUUUGCUUUAUAUUUCCUUGAAAAAGCAGGUAGAAAGAUAACUAGUUUAGUAUAAACCCUACUAAACAUGGAGACAGCUUGAAAGCACCCAGCAAAUAUAUGAAAGUGCAAUUAUUUUAUGGACAGACACACGUUUUCAGGAGAACCAAAUGACUCAGAGAUGCUGCACAUUUUGGAUGCUCAGCUUCAGACACUUUAGUCCUGAUUUUCAGAGUACUACUUACAAGUCUGUUUCAGUUAGAGAAGGAUGCCUUUUUUUUUUUUUUUUUUUUUAAGAGCCCAUGGUACUGUACCGGAGUGACCAAGUAUGCUUUCAUGUAUGGUCAAGCCUGACCAUCAGUUCAUGGAUUACUUACUCCUAUGCUUUCUGAAGUCUCUAACUUUUCAUGCUCUGUUUCAAAGUAGAAUCACUACUUUGCACCUUUAUGCUUUAAACUGCUGUAACACAGAUUUCAUUUAUUUGUUUUCUACACAAUUAGCCUCAGCUUCUCGACUGGAACAUACAAACUUUGAACCUCCCUCAUCCCCUUCACCUCUAGAACUUCUCUGCAUCGUGGUAAAACUACAGUCAUAGGUCUGCUUCAUUUGCUGCUGUUUCAGCCUGGUGCUUUUCCAGUUGAGCUGCCUCCUGCCCUGCAGAGGAGCAGGCAUCCCCUUCAGGUCUGAAGCAAGCCUGGUCUUGAAAAGCAAGCAAGAAACUACCUCAGCAGCCGUGUGGGCUGUACACCGGUGACACGGCCAGUAGCCCAGGGACUGCCAGACAGCUUUCACAUUCUGGGAGUGGAAAGUACAGGCAACUGCUGUGUAAUUUGGGUUGUUCUCUGUACAUCUUGUGUGCUGAGCAAUUCUAAGGUGGUGGUCCGCUUCUGUUGAUAUAUGUUUCUAGAGUCAUUAUUGCCUGGUACUCUCUUACCUCUCUAAUGAUUUUACCCCUGUUUGUUCAGGUAUGUGUCUCCAGGAGGUUGUUCAGGGUCAUUUUAAUAAAAGUCUGACUCACUGUUA
This is a messenger RNA of Tyto alba (common barn owl), 3699 nucleotides long. RefSeq names its product toll like receptor 5 (gene TLR5). Bases 20 to 2632 code for a protein of 870 amino acids. Gene Ontology annotation, cellular component: membrane. Gene Ontology annotation, biological process: toll-like receptor signaling pathway; immune response; inflammatory response. NCBI's taxonomy places the organism in Eukaryota, Metazoa, Chordata, Aves, Strigiformes, Tytonidae. The record is from RefSeq and is a predicted model, not a curated record. The transcript is spliced from 2 exons. Gene Ontology annotation, molecular function: protein binding; transmembrane signaling receptor activity.